GCCCCAACCGGCCCGUUCCAAACGCAGAGCUGCGGCGCCAAGCAGCCGGCCCCGGGAGCUCCGCCGGCGGGCCGGGCCGCGCUGCCCUUAGGGGCGGUGCGGCAAGCGCCAGGCCCCGCCUCGCGGCGGCCAUUUGUAGCACGGCGCCCGGGCUGCGGGGUGGGCGGUGCUCGCUGCUCGCUGGGCUCGGCGCUGCCGCUCCGCACGGCGGGGCUGUGGCUGCUCAGCACCGGCCGGGCGAGGAGAAGAAGAGAGGAGCGGGCAGCGGGAGGAAGAGCUCGCCAGACCCGGCGGCGCUGCCGCGAUCGGCCCCGCUCGACUCCCCCAUGGCCGCGGGCUGCAGGGACGGCCCGGGGCAGGAGAAGUACCGGCUGGUCGUGGUGGGCGGCGGCGGCGUGGGCAAGUCGGCGCUCACCAUCCAGUUCAUCCAGUCCUAUUUUGUUACGGAUUAUGAUCCAACAAUUGAAGACUCCUACACCAAGCAAUGUGUGAUAGAUGAGAGAGCUGCGCGCUUGGACAUUCUGGAUACAGCAGGACAAGAAGAAUUUGGAGCUAUGCGUGAACAGUACAUGAGGACAGGGGAAGGUUUCCUGCUUGUUUUCUCAGUCACUGACAGAGGAAGCUUUGAAGAAAUCUAUAAAUUUCAGCGACAGAUUCUUAGAGUGAAAGAUCGUGAUGAGUUUCCUAUGAUUCUAGUCGGUAAUAAAGCAGAUCUGGACCACCAAAGACAGGUGACGCAAGAGGAAGGUCAGCAGCUAGCACGGCAGCUCAAAGUAACAUACAUGGAAGCCUCAGCAAAAAUCAGACUGAAUGUAGACCAAGCUUUUCAUGAACUUGUCAGAGUUAUAAGGAAGUUUCAAGAACAAGAGUGCCCUCCUUCACCAGAGCCAACACGGAAAGAAAAAGACAAGAAAGGCUGCCAUUGUGUUAUUUUCUGAGAAUCCCAAGAACCAAGCUAUCAACUGCCAGAUUAUUUUUUAUUUUCCACCAUUUUACAUCACUUCUGGUACUGGUCUAGCCUUACAUGUGCAUGUCCUAAAAGUGGUCACCAGAAUAGCCUUAGUCCAAGGAGCUGGCAAAAUAGUUCUUGAAGAAGACUCUGUCAUCCUGGGGCAGACUUCAAAACAAAACACUAAGGCUGCUUCUUUAAUACCACAGUUCCUUCCUCCUCUCCCUUAAGAGCUUGCACCUUGUGGAGUUUUAUUCGCAAAGGAGAUGAAACAAAACCGUGUAGGACAAGGUGUUGAAGUCAUGCAUAAGUUGUCUCUUGUGAAUUAAUUUAUUUUUACUUCUGAAAUUUCUGUAGCUAUUACAAAGACCUAUAUUGAAGUAUAGAGAAUACUUUUUAAAAAAGGGGUGGAUUGGCUUUUUUUGCCCUCAGUUAAAUUAGACUUGAGUAUUCAGCUAGCCUUAAGAAACCUACACUGAAUUUCAUUGUCAGCAAAAAUUUUCAUCUCUCACUUAUGCUGCAGUUUUAUUUCAGUGGCCAAAACAGUCUACUGUAUUUAUUUUAUGAAUCCAGAACAGCUACAGGACAGCUACUACUACUACUACUAUUAGGAUAUGGCCAAAUACCUGAGCUCAUUCUGGAUUUGAGGCAUUUCAGCUUAGUAAGAAAUUUCACAUCAUUUGUUUGGAAACAAAUUGUGUCUUCCUUUGUAUUUUUGGGUAAGGGAUUAAGGAAAACUAAAAUUGUAGCUGUUUUUGUUUCAUGUGAUAUAAAAAUGAAUUUGAUCUUUCCAUUGUCAGAGAUGAUUAAAUGUUUUUGCUAUAUACUUUUAUACAUUAUUUUCUUAUCAAACUAGUUAACAAGUAUUUUUAUAUGUUUGUAAGCAAAUAUGCUUUCACAGCAUAACUUGUGUAUAUGUAAAGAUGAGUAUUUAAUUCUCACAGUUCACUUUUAACUGACAAAAUGUGGGAUUUGCCAAACUGUGGUAAACUUCUCCUUACUCUUCUGUUAUACCCAAGAAUGGCCAAAUUAUGUGCCUGCCCAACACACCCAUAGAGUAAAAUCUAAUGUUGUGUUUUAAUGAAUUUCAGUAUCCCCUACUAAAGACUAUUACAUGAAUUAUUAAAUUGUAAGACUUUUAACUGAUUGUUUAGUUAAACUGUGGAUGGUUGUUUAAUUUUGAGUUCUGUGGAUUGUGUUUAAACAAUUCAAGAGUAUGGUCCCUGAUAUUGAAAUACUGAGUGGUAUUGCACAGUUGUCACCUUACUGAAUGUGUCCAACAAUUCUUUGAAACUUGAUUAUUAAGCAAACCCUUGUAUAACUUCAGGUGCUAGAAUUAAAGAUGAUCUAACCAUUAUAA
Pezoporus flaviventris is the source of this 2309-nucleotide messenger RNA. RefSeq names its product RAS related 2 (gene RRAS2). Gene Ontology annotation, molecular function: GDP binding; GTP binding; GTPase activity. Gene Ontology annotation, cellular component: plasma membrane. The transcript is spliced from 6 exons. Lineage: Eukaryota; Metazoa; Chordata; Aves; Psittaciformes; Psittacidae. Gene Ontology annotation, biological process: signal transduction. Bases 327 to 938 code for a protein of 203 amino acids. The record is from RefSeq and is a predicted model, not a curated record.